Camelina sativa (false flax) is the source of this 1651-nucleotide messenger RNA. Its product is annotated as F-box/kelch-repeat protein At3g16740. Lineage: Eukaryota; Viridiplantae; Streptophyta; Magnoliopsida; Brassicales; Brassicaceae. Gene Ontology annotation, molecular function: protein binding. The record is from RefSeq and is a predicted model, not a curated record.
AACAGAUCUGUAGUGCCUAUCGUCCAGAUGUCACCACACAAAAUUUCUGAGAAAAAAAACCCUCUCGUUUUGAUUGAUUGAUAGAUAGAUCCGGAAGGUUUGCCAACAAAAAGAAGUGACAGAUCCGGUAGAAAUCGGAAGGAAAGGAUAAGGGUUUGGAUGGUUGACCUAACUUACUACAACUACAGAUUCAGAUCUUGAAAGAACACAAGGACGACGAUGCUAUCGAAUCUUCCAAGGGAUUUGGCGGAGGAUGUGCUCUCUAGGCUUCCGGUGACAUCUCUGAGAGGAGUGCGAUCCACAUGCAAAAAGUGGAACCGUUUAUCCACAAAUCGGAGCUUUAUAAUGAAGCACAUCGGUAAAGCAAAUGCAGCAGCAAAGAAUUAUCACAGGAAAGAGUUUCAGGUGGUCAUGAUGAUCCAAUAUAGGGUUUGUUUAUUCAGCGUCAAUCUCCUCAACCCAUCUAUAGACUGUAUUGGUAAACUUGUUAGCCUAGACGACGUUGCAGAUCGUGUAGAGAUAUCUAAAAUCUUUCACUGCGACGGUCUACUGUUAUGCAUCACCAGAGACAGCUCUAGUCUUGUUGUUUGGAACCCUUGUUCGGGGCAAACCAGCUGGAUCAAACCCAUGAAUUCUUACCACAAAUUGGACCGGUACGCUCUGGGACACGAGAAGAAGGACAAGUACUCGCUUCGUAGCUACAAAGUCUUGAGAUUUCUUGACGAUUACGUCUCUAGGGUGAAGGGCCUACUUCGUGAGUUUGAAAUCUAUGAUUUAAACUCUGAUUCAUGGAAGGUUGUUGAUGUCAAUCCCGACUGGGAUAUACAGUAUCAUCAGCGUGGUGUGUCUCUCAUGGGGAAUACGUACUGGUUUGCUCACGAAAAGCUUCCACCUGCAGUACAGGGACAAGUACGAGUGAUAUCAGACAUUCCUGAUUUCUUACUAUGUUUUGAUUUUACAACUGAGAGUUUCGGACCGCGUCUGUCUCUGCCUUUUCACGCUUUUUAUGGAGAUACUGUGACUCUAUCUAGUGUCAGAGAAGAGCAUCUUGCGGUGUUAUUUCAACAAUGUGGUGGGUAUACCGUGAAGAUAUGGAUUAGUAGCAAAAUUGAACCCAAUGCAGUGUCGUGGAACAAGUUGUUCUUAGCGGUUGAUAUGAAACCCCUCACCGGUUUGGGUUUUCAGUUUCUGGUUAUAGGUGGGAGUUUCUUUGUUGAUGAGAAGAAGAAGGUCGCAGUGGUUCUUGAUAAAGACAGAGGUUGCAGAGGUAAAUCUCGCCCCACCCGCAACAUAGCUUAUAUCAUUGGAAAGAAGGGAUACUUCAAACAAGUGGAUCUUGGCGAGUCUAUAGACGCUGGUUGUUGGCCACUUGUGUGCUCUUAUGUCCCUAGCUCAGUGCAAAUCAAGCAAGCUGCACCACCCUAAUCUAUCAGCUUGUACUUGUCGUUUAUUUGCUCUUAUGGCCUCUGUUCUCGUUACUCUGUUCAUCCUAUUUUAUCCAAGUUACUGCGUAUCAAAAUACCCCUUAAACUAAAAGAAAGGGAUCUCUGCUCUUUUAAACCUUCUUUUAGCUCUUAUAUUUAUUACUGAUCUGAUCUGUCAUGUAAACAAAUUACAAAUCCUAAGAAAGUUAUGCUACAAAUUUAAAUUA